GGUCGGCCCGCUGCCGCAGCGCGGUUGCUGUUGCGGGCCGCGCCGCGCGCCCUCCUGUCCUGCGGAGCCGAGGUAGAUACCCGUUUCCAAUGGGUCUUAAAACCUUCUGGAAGGACUACAAGGUUCUGAUUGUUAUGGGCACUGCCCUUGGGCUGGUGCACUGGGGGUGGUUUCACAUCAAGUCCAGCCCUAUAUUCCAAGUGAAGACAGAGGAGGACUUUGUACCAGAACCUGGGAUUGUGUCAUACGUGAUGCGAAAUGAACACAAAAAUAAAGAAAAGUAGCAGUAGUGCUGUGUGUUAUGGGUAUAACUAACUCUGAAGCGUCUCGUCUGUGGGUGCUGUGAAAAGACAAGGAUGAAGACUAGGUGGAAUAGGAAGAACUUUCUGCUUGUAGCAGGACUGUCACUUAUAGGUGUCCAUAUUGGUAGCAUGCUGGUAAACUUAGUUGCAAAAAAAUCAGUCCAUUCACAUUCRGAAAUUAAAAAAGAUCGUCGUGAAUGAAAUAGCCUUCUGCUACAAUUAUAUAUUUGUCUCUCAAUAAUAUUUAAACCAGGUUUUAAAAGUUUUCUGGUGAACAGCUAAAUGAAUGUAAUUGUACUGUAUUACACUUAAAAUAGUAAUGCUUGCCUGUAAAGAAUAAAAAUGUAUCAUUUUAAAAGUACUGUUUGAGAUUCUGGUGAAAAUGAAAUCUGGUUCAUUGGGCAGAAUUACAAUCUUGUUUUGAAAAUGUCUCGUGUUGAAGCUAAAAAGCCUUCAUUGUAUAUUAGUGAACCUUUAUCUAAAGAUAUAGUUCAUCGGUCACUGUCUGUGCUAAGUGGUAUAUUGAAGUCUUGCUAUGGUCCUACUGGUAGGCUCAAACAGCUCCACAAUGGUGUGGGAGGCUACGUUUGUACAACUUCACAGUCUUCAGCUGUGCUCCGUUGUCUUUCCGUCAGUCAUCCAGUGUUAAAAGUUUUGACAGCCUCUGUACAGAAUCACGUGUCCCGCUUCAGUGACUGUGGUUUGUUCACUGCCAUUCUGUGCUGUAGCUUGAUUGAAAACUUGAAAAGCAUCAACAUUUUACCKUGUACUGUUAUUAAAAUAAGCAAACAUCUUUUGAGCUUAUGUAUUGACUACCUUCAAUCUGAGGCCUGUGCUUGUCGAGUACCUGUGGAUUUUAGCAAUCUUGAGACUCUCUUUUGUUUGGUACGUAGCGUAUUAGCAAGCAAACCUGCUUGCAUGCUUAGAAAAACGGAGGUUGACCAUCUCACUAGGCUGACUGUAAAGGCUUUUUUGCUUACUGUUCCAUGUCAUGUUGAAACUAAUGCUGUUUUAGGAAAGUGUGUAAUAGUGCCCAUGAAGGGUAGAAGAGUUGCAGAUUCUACAGUUUUUCCUGGACUAUUGUUGGAAACAACAGAAAAUCAAUUUCCAAAACCAUUAUCUGUCAAAAGAACCAGCUCAGACGUGAUCAAGGUAGCACUUUUUUGUGUAUCAAUGUCAGGAGACCUUUCUGAUCUUGAUGAAGGAGUUGUAAUAGUCCAUCAUGGAAUUUCUCUUGAGAUGUCAGAACUGGAUCAGCUACUUAAUGUAGGAAAGCAGCUGGUCAAUGACGGGAUUGGCCUUAUAGCCUGCCAGAAAGUUAUCCAUCCAUCCCUGAAACAAUAUCUGAAAGAGAAUCAUGUUGUCACUGUAGACAGAGUUGGGCUGCCUAUGAUGGAGCCCCUGAGUCAAAUGACAGGUGCGCUGCCUAUAGCCUCUAUACAUGAUUUCUCUCCCAGUUGUUAUGGCAGUUUGAAGGAUAUAUGCACUGUGAGUUUUGCCCCAAAACGUUUUGUGCAUUUAAUUCCUAAUGACACUCUUGUCUGCAGUUUGAUGCUGUGUAACAGAAAUGAAACCACAUGGGAUGAAUUGAAGCGUGCCUAUGAAACUGCAGAGCAUGUGUUACAGCUGACGCUCAAGGAACCUUUAGCACUGUUAGGAGGUGGCUGUACAGAAACUCACCUGGCUUCAUAUAUCAGGCACAAGAGUCACGAUCUGCCAGCUGGCAGUUUUAAAGCUAUAGAUUGUUCCGAGACGCAGUUCCAAUUGGUUGCUGACGCCUUUUGCCACUCGCUGGAGUCUGUUGCUUCUUCUCUGAAACAUGAUGACGGAGACGUUUUUACAGACAUGGUUUAUGGACACUGUUGGCUUGUUCCGUCAGGUUUUUCUUCUGUCUCUAAUUGGUCGGAUUUAGUUUCAAAAUGUGGUUGUGGAAUUAACAAUAACACUCAGAAUCUCAAUUGGAGGGUUUUGCAAAGCCAGUUUAGCGCUCCUGUUCUGCAGAGUUGUCCUAAAGAACCUCCGGUAAAAGCUGCUGACUUUCUUACCCUGGACUGUUUUGCUGCAAAAUGUAGUGGCUUACAAGUAGCUGUGGAGACGGCCAAUCUGAUUUUAGAUCUCUCAUGCAUAAUUGAAGACCAAAAUUAGUUCUGUUCUUAUGUGAAUUGUGUUGCACAGUAAGCUACUUUCUUGAAAGCAAGGUAAUGUAUUACAUGUUAAGAUACACUUAGGAGCAGUAAGAAUGUAGACAAUAGACAAAUUUUAAAUCAAACAUUGUUGGCUGUUAAUUACUUCUGUUUCUUAAUUCUGAUGCAUCUUGUAGGCUUUUCAAAUAUAUGUUUUUUUAUUAGGAAGUACUGGGUGAUUAGCUAAGUACACAGUGAAUUGUGGUAACACAUGACUUAAUAUUCCAAGUAGAAUAUUCAGACUGGUGAAUGACACUUCAAAAAUCAGUUUCUUGCAUGCUGGCAGGAUUAUGCAAGUGUUGAAUGCCUGUUAGCUUUGGUCCCUUCUGAGGAAUCUGAAAAAUAUUACUGUGAUGAGAAAACAUAUGUUAUAGAUUAGACUUCAUGUAGCUUCAACAAAAGCUUUAUGCAUUCAAACAGGCUGUUGCAGCAAGAUAUUUAUCACUGGUCAUUUAAUUUUCUAAGCAGAGUGAGUGAAGGCUACCUUAGCAAAUAUCUUGAGCCACUUCUCUUCAAAUUUUGUUCUGAAGAUCUUAUCAGUAUAUACAUUUCCUCUUUCUAAAUUGCUGCAAGAUUUUCCAGUCAUAUAGCUAACUUACUUAGCAAGAUACUGAAAUACAACCUCAAGAUCCCUAAGGUAACAGUUACUGGAAGACUUGAAAAGAAAUGGCAGACUAACUGGGAGGAGGACAGACUUUUGUGCAGGGGGGACCACAUGGCAGUUUGUAACUAAUGAUGUUUCUAUCAUAUUAAGCAAAGGUCUAAGUGAAGAAUGUUCCACUUUGCAUUCUGUUAACUCCUUGAUUGUGCAUAGCUUGUGGAACUUGCUUGCUUCUAAUGAAGUAAGACUUGAAGCUGCUGUGUCCUUUUUCAGYCUUUAAAUAAGGCUCUACAGUGUGUGAUUGAAACCUACCUUUUUUGUUUCAGCUUGUUUGCAAGAUGAAAAGGAAUCUUACAGUUUCUUGCUUAAAAUAUUUUUCUUUAGCUCUUUUCUCCUCCUUGUUUUCAAGCACAAAAGGUCAAGUUGUUGAUGCCCUUUCCCCAAAGCAGCUUACCGACUGGU
Messenger RNA from Nothoprocta perdicaria, 3548 nucleotides. RefSeq names its product McKusick-Kaufman syndrome (gene MKKS). The transcript is spliced from 6 exons. Gene Ontology annotation, biological process: developmental process; intracellular transport; chaperone-mediated protein complex assembly. NCBI's taxonomy places the organism in Eukaryota, Metazoa, Chordata, Aves, Tinamiformes, Tinamidae. The record is from RefSeq and is a predicted model, not a curated record. Gene Ontology annotation, molecular function: ATP binding. Gene Ontology annotation, cellular component: nucleus; kinociliary basal body; cytoplasm. Bases 729 to 2447 code for a protein of 572 amino acids.